This is a messenger RNA of Myodes glareolus (Bank vole), 1004 nucleotides long. RefSeq names its product lens epithelial protein (gene Lenep). Gene Ontology annotation, biological process: multicellular organism development. NCBI's taxonomy places the organism in Eukaryota, Metazoa, Chordata, Mammalia, Rodentia, Cricetidae. The record is from RefSeq and is a predicted model, not a curated record.
UCCUUCAAAGUCAAGGGAAGCAUAAGUGAACCAAGGUUGCCAGCUCUGAACUGGCAGUGCUCACUCGGGUCCAGAGUGGGCUAGAACAUACCAGAAAGGAGCUAAUAGGGAUGAUUCUUAGUGCCAGCCUUAGCCAGAGCCACCAAAUGGGAACCGGCAGCCAGACCGAGGAUACCACCCACUGGGAGUAGGAAACCAGGCAGAGGACUGCCUGCACAGAAGGGAAUCAAGCUCUCCUGGCUGUGGAGGAUGGAAGAUGGAAUAGCCAAGCCCUCCCUUCUAACAACCAUCACCCCUGUCUGUAGGGCUGACUCAGCCUGUUCCAAGGCCCAGAACCAUCUUUUGCUAGACCCCAGAGCCUUUAUCCUUAGUCAUGAGGCCUGAGGGGGUGGGGACAGUGGAUAAAAGGCCCCAAAGGCAGCACCACACCCUUCCACUGGGCUGCUGUUCACAUGAAGCCACCAGUGCAACCCCUAACCCAGGCCCUGCCCUCCUCCCUGGGAAAUGUCCUUCGAGGCACCGGUCUCCAGGUGCCUGUGAUUAAGAUGGGCACAGGGUGGGAGGGCUUAUGGCGAACUCUGAAGGAAGUAGCCUACAUCCUCCUCUGUUGCUGGUGUAUCAAGGAAUUACUGGACUAGCGGUGGCAGGGAGCACCUCCUGUCACCCCUGACACCAAGACCUGCAUCACUCAGGACUUCUGGAGCCAGCUGGCCUUCACCAAGGAUGGGCCACCAGCACGUGGAGAGUGAAAUAUGAACCCCGCCUCAUCCUGGGGCACCCAUUCCCAGCUCCCGUCUCUGCCCGUCUGGUAGGCACGAACUUGGCUUGCUGGCUAAGACUCCAAUGAGACUGCAGCCUCCAAAAUGGGUACAAUGAGCCCACCAACCCAGAUGAUUGCUCUUACCAUGUACUUGAAGAACCAGGAAUGAACCGCCCCUAAGAUCUCUGGUAAUCCUGAACUACACAUAAAAUAAAUGGGCCCUUGAGGCCAAAAAUUCUAAAUA